ACACCCAUUCAUACAUUAUGGACACUUUGGACAUACCAGUCAGCCUACACUGCAUGUCUUUGGACUGGGGGAGGAAACCGGAGUACCCUGAGGAAACCCAUGCAUAUAUAUGCUAUAAUUCUGUAUACAUUCUUAUACAAUGAAAGAGGUACAAUUCCUUACCACGUUGGUCAUUUCACAUUAUUUUGAUUUUGGUUUUGUACUCGUUUGAAAAGUUGGAAUAUUUUAUUAUGAAAGAAAGCAAAGGGUGUCUGUGCUACUUCCGGUUGCUCGUUGUAGCUGCGGUUCCUUCUGUUAUGUAGCGCAGCUAAAACAACCCAAACGUUCGAUGUGUUUUACUAAACAAAGCAACACUUAACCUUUAUUGUUUCAUCAAAUUGUCAAGGUCACAUUCUCCCUGGAAUAUGGGGGACAAGGCCGGCACCCGUGUAUUCAAGAAGUCCAGUCCGAAUUGCAAGAUUACAGUAUACUUAGGGAAAAGGGAUUUCGUGGAUCAUUUAGAUCAAGUGGAUCCUGUAGAUGGAGUCAUACUGGUAGACCCUGAAUAUCUCAAAGACAGAAAAGUGUUUGUGACGUUAACCUGUGCCUUCCGUUAUGGACGGGAGGACCUGGACGUUCUCGGACUUUCCUUCCGGAAAGAUCUUUACAUAUCCACGUUUCAAGCCUUCCCACCUAUAGUGGAGGAGCGCAAGCCCAACAGUCGUCUUCAGGAGAGACUCCUGAAGAAACUGGGCCAGCAGGCUCAUCCUUUUCACUUUACUAUUCCUCAAAACUUGCCGUGUUCAGUUACCCUGCAGCCCGGUCCUGAGGACACUGGAAAGGCCUGUGGGGUAGAUUAUGAGAUAAGAGCUUUCUGUGCCAGGUCUGUGGAGGAGAAGAUUCAUAAACGAAAUUCUGUCCGAUUAGUGAUUCGUAAAGUGCAGUAUGCUCCCGAGAAGCCGGGUCCUCAGCCGAUGGUGGAGACAACACGGAGCUUCCUGAUGUCUGACCGCUCGCUGCAUCUAGAGGCAUCUCUAGAUAAAGAGCUGUAUUACCACGGGGAGCCCAUCAGUGUGAACGUUCAUGUCACCAACAACUCAACCAAGACUGUCAAACGAGUCAAAAUAUCAGUGCGGCAGUACGCUGACAUUUGUCUGUUCAGCACAGCUCAGUACAAAUGUCCAGUGGCGCAGCUUGAAGCAGAUGACCAGGUAUCGUCCAGCUCCACGUUCUGUAAGGUGUACACGCUCACUCCCACCCUGAACAAUAACCGAGAGAAGCGAGGGCUGGCUCUGGAUGGCAAGCUCAAACAUGAAGAUACCAACCUGGCCUCCAGCACCAUUGUUAAAGAUGGAUGUAAUAAGGAGGUUCUCGGAGUUCUGGUGUCCUAUCGAGUCAAAGUUAAGCUGGUCGUCUCCCGUGGAGGACUUUUAAGCAGCUUACUGGAGAGAGACGUCUCGGUCGAGCUGCCGUUUGUCUUAAUGCAUCCUAAACCCAUAGAUGUUCCCACUUCUCGACCAGCCUCAGCUGUACCAGAGGCAGACCCUCCUAUCGACACCAACCUCAUAGAGUUUGACACAAAUAGCUUCACCCAGGACGACGACCUGGUGUUUGAAGAUUUUGCUCGUCUGCGGUUAAAAGGGACCACUGACGACAAGGACGAGGACUGCUGAGCCUUCUUUCCUUCUGUCCUCCCUCCCUUUUCCACCCACACAGCCCAGAAACUUACAGCAUGAAGUAAAAUCACCGACUAAUUUACUCAAAAUGAACAGUCUUUCAUAACGGAUCUCCUUCCUGGUCGUCUUAUCGUUCCUUUUGAUGAUGCAGUGUUUUGUCAACAUUUGGAAAAUACUAAAAGGAUCGUUUAAGGAAAGGUGCUGUAGUUUAAAGAGUAUUGAACAAAGAAAGAGAGAGAAUUAACCACCUUUUCUUAUGAAUAAAUAAUGAGCUCGUGUGAUUCUUGUGCCAAACAUCGAUGUAGGAAAUCUAGAUGCCGCACUACAUGGAUUCGUCAGCGAUUGCAAUCUAGAGAGAACUGCAGGUCUGUGUUCAUUCUCAAUAAAUUAGCUCCGUUACAGACGUCAUACGUUUCUUCACGCUGCAGGUAACAUAAGUAUACCUGCUCUGCCGAUUCAUUCGAUUAAGCCUAACUGCUGAGAAACUUCUGCAAAGCAGAGGGAUGUCUGCUAAUAUGCAUUUGGACAGAAAUAUUCAUAAUGCAUGAUAAGACGGGUCAGAAUUGAGCAAGCGUUUUAUUAGUAUCGAUGCAUUUAUAUCUAUUUCACAACGAUGAAAACAUGAAUCCAGGAACAGGAUGACCAAAAUACACAAAGUAUAAGCUUCAUGUAGACAUGGCUUAACAAACAUGUUCAUCACAGGGUAGCACAGUGGCGCAGAGGGUAGCUCCAUGUCCAAUCCUGAGCUCGUGUUACAGUCUGGGUAGAGUUUUGCACGUUCUCUCCGUGCCUGCAUGGGUUUCCUCACACCUCCCAAAAAAUAUAGAGGUUUGAAUGUGUGUGUGCGCAUAGAAAGUAAGUAAGUUUUAUUUAUAACGCACAUUUAACACAGCGAAGCUGACCAAAGUGCUGAACAGAGUAAAGAAAAGUAAAAUAGAAAACAGAAUAAAACCAAAUAAAGACAGACAAUAGACAAUAGUAAAAAAUAAUUUUUUUUUUUUUUUUUGAUUAAAAUGCCUGGGAGAAGAGAGAUGUUUUCAGUCUCUUUUUAAAAGUGAUAAUUGAAGGUGCAAGGGGGAUGUUCAGUGGCAAUAGAUUCCAUAAGCGAGGGGCAGCAACUGAAAAAGCUCUAUGUGCAUGGUGCCCUGUGGCGUGUUCAGGGUGUGUUCCCGGGAUAGGCUCCAGAUCCACCACAGCCCUGACAGGAUAAAACC
Molecule: messenger RNA, 2869 nt
Organism: Ictalurus furcatus (blue catfish)
Lineage: Eukaryota; Metazoa; Chordata; Actinopteri; Siluriformes; Ictaluridae
Gene: arrb2a
Product: arrestin, beta 2a
Exons: 16
Coding region: 405-1652 (415 amino acids)
Biological process (GO): signal transduction; positive regulation of ERK1 and ERK2 cascade; G protein-coupled receptor internalization
Cellular component (GO): cytoplasm
Molecular function (GO): angiotensin receptor binding
Source: RefSeq, a predicted model, not a curated record